Molecule: messenger RNA, 1484 nt
Organism: Hippopotamus amphibius kiboko
Lineage: Eukaryota; Metazoa; Chordata; Mammalia; Artiodactyla; Hippopotamidae
Product: pyruvate dehydrogenase (acetyl-transferring) kinase isozyme 3, mitochondrial-like
Exons: 1
Coding region: 100-1347 (415 amino acids)
Biological process (GO): regulation of glucose metabolic process; protein phosphorylation
Cellular component (GO): mitochondrion
Molecular function (GO): pyruvate dehydrogenase (acetyl-transferring) kinase activity
Source: RefSeq, a predicted model, not a curated record
UGCGCGCUUGGCGAACGUACCCGAUCCGCGCGGCUCGGCUGUACCGGCCCUUGCGGCAGCCCGAGCGUCUCGGCUGGUCUCUGCGCUGCCCCGGCGAGGAUGCGGCUGUUCCGGUGGCUGCUGAAGCAGCCGGUGCCCAAGCAGAUUGAGCGCUACUCGCGCUUCUCGCCAUCGCCGCUCUCCAUCAAGCAGUUCCUGGACUUCGGGAGAGAUAAUGCAUGUGAGAAAACUUCAUAUAUGUUCCUACGAAAGGAGCUUCCUGUGCGCCUGGCUAACACAAUGAGAGAAGUUAACCUUCUGCCAGAUAACUUGCUUAACCGCCCUUCGGUGGGAUUGGUUCAGAGUUGGUAUAUGCAGAGUUUUCUUGAACUUCUAGAAUAUGAAUAUAAGAGCCCUGAAGAUCCACAGGUCUUGGAUAACUUUCUACAAGUUCUAAUUAAAGUCAGAAAUAGACACAAUGAUGUGGUUCCUACAAUGGCCCAAGGAGUGAUCGAGUACAAGGAGAAGUUUGGGUUUGAUCCGUUCAUUAGUAGUAACAUCCAGUAUUUUCUGGACCGGUUUUAUACCAACCACAUCUCUUUCCGUAUGCUCAUUAACCAGCACACACUUCUGUUUGGAGGUGACACCAAUCCUGCACACCCCAAACACAUAGGAAGCAUUGAUCCCACCUGCAAUGUAGCUGAUGUUGUGAAAGAUGCAUAUGAAACCGCUAAGAUGCUUUGUGAACAGUAUUAUCUGGUAGCUCCAGAGCUGGAAGUUGAAGAAUUCAAUGCCAAAGCUCCAGACAAACCUAUUCAGGUAGUUUUUGUGCCCUCACAUCUGUUUCACAUGCUAUUUGAGUUGUUCAAGAACUCAAUGAGAGCGACAGUUGAACUAUAUGAAGAUAGAAAAGAAGGCUACCCAGCUGUUAAAACUCUUGUUACUCUGGGUAAAAAAGACUUAUCCAUUAAGAUAAGUGACCUAGGUGGUGGGGUCCCACUACGAAAAAUAGAUCGUCUUUUUAACUACAUGUAUUCAACUGCCCCGAGACCUAGGCUGGAGCCUACAGGAGCUGCCCCACUGGCUGGAUUUGGUUAUGGCUUGCCAAUUUCUCGCCUGUAUGCUAGAUAUUUUCAAGGAGAUCUAAAACUCUAUUCUGUGGAAGGCGUGGGUACUGAUGCUGUCAUUUAUUUGAAGGCUCUUUCAAGUGAAUCAUUUGAGAGACUUCCAGUUUUUAAUAAGUCUGCGUGGCGCCAUUACAAGACCACACCUGAAGCUGACAAUUGCAGCAUUCCCAGCAGUGAACCCAGGGAUGCUUCCAAAUACAAGGCGAAACAGGACAAGAUCAAGACUAACAGAACUUUGUAAAGAACUGAAUGCUUCGGUCCUCUCCAUGAAGAAAAGAUGGUCUUCUGCAAGUCACCCAGAAAGAACUCCUUUCCUCCACCAACUCUGCGUGUGGCACUAUAGUUAAUCCAGUGCUUGAAUGUGUAUUUUCUCCAUAU